UGGCUGAGUAACCGUAGUGAGGGAAGGUGGUGUGUCCGCGCUCUCUCCCUCUCUCCUCUGUGACGGACGCCAUCUCCUCCUCCUAUAUUCUAUUUUCCUGUGAAUUUCCGCCUCUCCUCAAAGAUGCAGUCGCCAGUGAGGUAUCCUGGGGCUACUUGUUCGCGAUAACGAUUGCUGGGACAAGCACAUUGGAUAGGGAGUUCAGUAGAUUGUGUCAUUGUUAAUUAGUUUUAAUGAGUUAAGCAAGAAAGGGUAAUCAGCCAGACAAACAAGUGUGGUUGGCAGCACGUGGUGCACCGAGACACAGUUUAUCACUAAUAACGUACCUUAGUGAUUAGUCCGGCCUGGUUACGUCACCACAGCUGACGGCCAGAUGUAAACAAUCAAUAACGCCAUAAGGAAAAUACAAAUAUUAGACCUUCUAAAUCCUUCUAAACCGGCGGUAUAUAGAUAUAUAUUACCUAUAUAUAGUAUUUAUAUAUAUAUUAAGAAGCCAAUUCAUCCAAAGAUAACGAUAAGCCUAAGCUAGAGCUGGAUAUAUAGACUCAAGCAGCAUCCGGAGAUCUCUGCUCUCCUCUCUUGGGAUAAAUCGCAUCAACCGGUUACAGGGAGAUGGAGAAGGUGGUGAAUGGUGGGGGUGGAGGGGGCUGUGACCUGACCCUCAAGCUGACCAGCUCUGACACCACCUCCACCCUCGUCUCCCCCACCACACCCCCCUCCGAGCCCCACUACCCCCUCAUGGAGGCUACAGCCGCUGUAUCCUACACCACUGGAGACACUAUACCCUCCGGGGCAGUGAGAGUCUACAAGAUCCGAUGGGUGAUCCUCUCCCUCUUCGUCGUCUACUCCAUGUCGAACGCCUUCCAAUGGAUCCAGUACUCCAUCAUCAACAACAUUAUCGUUCGUUACUACGGCGUCUCCUCCACCAUGGUGGACUGGCUCUCAAUGAUCUACAUGGUCACCUACAUCCCCCUCAUCUUCCCAGCCUCCUGGUACCUGGAGAAAAAGGGUCUGAGGAGAGCUGUGCUCAUCGGGUCGUGCGGGACGAUGCUGGGGUCGUGGGUGAAGGUCGGGUCCGUCUCCCCCGACAGGUUCUGGGUGACCUUCCUGGGGCAGUGUAUAACAGCAGUCUCCCAGAUCUUCAUCCUCGGCAUCCCCUCCAGACUCGCCGCUGUCUGGUUCGGCCCCAACCAGGUCUCCACGGCCUGCGCCAUCGGGGUCUUCGGGAACCAGCUGGGAGUGGCGCUGGGGUUCCUGCUGCCGCCAGCCAUAGUGCCGGACUCCAUGGAUUUGGAGGUGGUGGGCAAGUGGCUCUCCGUCAUGUUCUAUAGUAUAGCCGGCCUCACCACCGCCCUCUUCAUCGCCAUCAUCUUCGUAUUCAGAGAGAAGCCUCCUACCCCACCCAGCACAGCCGCCCUCAUUCAGGAAGAAACGGGAUCCUACUUCCAAGGUGUUCUCAGAUUGAUGAAAAAUCCAGGCUAUAUUUUAUUGCUGAUUUCGUAUGGAAUUAAUGUGGGUGCCUUCUAUGCCAUCUCCACGCUCCUCAACCAGGUUGUCCUCGCACACUUCCCGGGCGAGACAGAGAAUGCUGGACGUAUUGGGUUACUGAUUGUUCUGGCUGGCAUGCUGGGAUCUAUUGUGUGUGGCUUCAUCCUUGACAAGACGGCCAAGUUCAAACUUGUGACGCUCUCAGUGUACAUUUCAUCAAUGGUGUUUAUGCUUGCCUACACCUUUGUGUUUCACCUAGAUACCCUGUGGAUGGUUUUUGUCAUGGCUGGACUUUUAGGGUUCUUCAUGACGGGUUACCUGCCAGUUGGUUUCGAGUUUGCAGCCGAACUGACUUACCCUGAAGCUGAGGGUACUAGCUCUGGUCUGCUCAAUGCUUCAGCCCAGUUCUUUGGUAUAUUUUGUACCAUGGCAGAUGGUCAGCUCUUUAGUAGUUAUGGUGACAUGGCAGCAAACUUGCUUCUGGUAGCCGUGCUGUUUGUAGGGUGUAUCAUGACUGCUUGUAUUCGAGAGGAUCUGCGGAGGCAAGCAGCACACAAGACAGCUGUUGACUUGGACAAUGACGGACCACGAGUCUGAGCAUGUGCCACAUCACAGUUCCAUAAUUUGAUACCAAUAGUAGCCGUUUUUGGUUGAUAAUAUUGAGUAAAAAUAUUAAACUAAGGUACUGACAGUAUUACAAUAUGCCAGUUUAUGCAUGCAGAAUAUAAUGUGAUUGCACAUAUAAAUCACGAAGGAAGACUAUUUUGGGCAUGCUGUGUGAUGCUUUAAACAGUGCAAACAUAAAUAUUAUACCUGGGCAGCUACUUUUGUAAAGCUAACAUUUGUAUUACGGUCCAUGUUUUAUAUUAAUGGUAUCGAGCAUUGUAAUGGCACAGUUUGUAAUAUAUAUUCUUUUAUCUUUAUAAGAAGUGUUAGUUCAAACACGUUCCGUGAUUUAUUCCACAGCUGCACAGACCAUAAGCUAUCAAAAUUAAUUUUUAAAGCCACAAAAUAAAACCUCUCCAAAGUUUGCCUCGGGUGUCGUCAACACGAUAGUCACUAUCUUGAUCAAUUAUACUGUACAGGUAUUAGCCGUAUGUGGUCUUGAACAUUAUACCAAAAUAUUAAUUACGUCUGGUCAUUAAAAGUUAGUAUAAAAAUGGUACAUUAUGACUUACUAACCAGGUAAGAAAAAUUGUUGAAAAAGAAAAUAUUUUAUUUCCUAGCAUUAUGGCUCGGGAUUGACGUGGUCCAAGAUUAAAGCUUAAGACAGACGUGGUCCAAGGCAUACACCUUAUGAUGUGGUUCAAGAUUAAAGCUUGAGAUGGACAUGGUACAAGGUUUAUAACCUAUGAUGAGGUCCAAGAUUAAGGCUUGAGAUGUACAUGGUCCAAGGUUUACAGCUUGUGAUACUGUAUGGUCCAAGGUUUACAGCUUGUGAUGUUGUCCAAGAUUAAAUCUUGAGAUGGACAUGAUCCAAAGUAUACAGCUUGUGAUAUGGUUCAAGGUUUGCAGCUUGUGAUGUGGUCCAAGGUUAAAGUUUACAGCUUGUGAUGUGGUCCAAGGUUAAAGUUUACAGCUUGUGAUGUGGUCCAAGGUUAAAUCUUUAGUUGGAGAUGGUCCAAAGUUUACAGCUUGUGAUAUGGUUCAAGGUUUGCAGCUUGUGAUGUGGUCCAAGGUUAAAGUUUACAGCUUGUGAUGUGGUCAAAGGUUUACAGCUUUUGAUAUGGUCUAAGAUUAAAUCUUGAGAUGGAUAUGGUUCAAAUUUUACAGCUUAUGAUAAGGUUCAAGGUUCAUAACUUGUAAUGUGGUCCAAGAUUCAGGCGUGAGAUGGACAAGGCCUAAGGCUUAUGGAACUAAAUGGAACCUGUAAAAACUUAGCUGUAACCUCAUUAAAAGGUUAUAACUACAGUACAGGAGGGACAAAAAAAGGAAAAUAUGCACUGUAACAGGAAAAUUGCUUUCCCUAAUCUUUAUGAAGCAUUUUAUCAUUACUCAACUUAUAUUUAAUUUACUAUAUGUGAUAUUCCUGUAAAAAUUAAGUAUAAAUCAAGUACUGUACUGUAUACAGAAUGAAUUUAGAGUAAAAUAUAUGCUUGAUGGAAAUUGUGAUAAGUGUCAGUGAGUACCAAUUCUAGUUAAUAAAGAGCAAACGUUUACGAACACGCUUCCAUUAGCUAAGUACAGGAUGUUUAUGUCUACCAGUAAUAUAUACUGUAUUUCUGGCAUAUGAGAUGCACAAAUAGAUGAAAGGAGUAUAACCAGAGGAAUAUAAAUAAGGUGGUAAAUAUAUCAACAGAAAAUAGAACACGGAACAGUGGAUAUUAAUUUUAUAAAUUUAGAUUUGGGAAAGACCUAGGUAAAUGCUGGUAACUCAAUAGGCUUAGGAUUGCUAAAGUGUUUCAAGAAUAGGUUUUACACAUAUAUGAACGAGUCUGAGUGGAUAUAAAUAGGAGCUGCAUCACAUGGGUCCAUAGGCCUUUUGCAGUUUCCUUAAUUCUCAUAUUCUUAUGCUUAAGAUGCAUCCCUAUUUUACAAGAAUAUUUUGUUGAAAAUUAUACUCUAGUAUGUUGCAUCAUAUAAUUUUGUAAAAGAUUUUAAAAUACAGCUUCCCUAUUACCAUGUAUGUAUCAGGUUCUUACACAAGCUACAGCUACUUACAACAAGCUACUUAAUGUAAUAACAAUGUGUUGUAUCUGCCAGCAAAUACAGUAUUAAUAUUACUGUGUGUAAUAAUGAAGUUACACAUAAACAAUGUGGAGCUGUCUUUUGAUGGACAUUAAAAGUGAGAUGAUAAUCUAUGCUUUCUGGCAAAUGUUGUCAAAGAGAGCUUGCCUAACUCUGGACUUCCAUUUGUAUUAAAAAUUGGUGAUACAAAGAUGUGCAUUAUUAUGACUUUCUAAUUUACAUAUGUUUCUCUGCAUGUCUUCAUCCUCUUAGAGAAUGCCCUUUCUUUGUCUGGUGUCCAUUUAUAGUAGUCCUAAAGUAUCCCUUUUUCAUGGAUUAAAAUUAAUUUUAGGUGUCCAUUUACAGUCUGUAGAAUAACCCAAAACUUCUUAGAAUUACACAAAUAAAGAACUACUUUUUUUUUACCAUAACAUUGGUAAUGAAUAUAGAAUGUGAAUAAAUAUAAUUUUACUAGAAAAUAAGCUCAUUUCAUAAUGAGAUACAAAAUUAGGUCAACAAUCUUAGCUCAUUACCGACUUACUUUGGCAUCACCCACCACCUAUCUUGGCAUAUUUCAUUAUAAAAGUAGCUUAUUUCUCAGCAAAAUUAUGCUUAUUGAUAUUCUACAUGCAUUACCAAUAUUAUACUGUAGUAAGAAAAUAUAUUUAACAUUUUCUAAAUUAUGCAAUUCUAAGACAGUCUUGGUAGUUUUGAGGAAUUCUGUGAACCCACCCAAUUUUGGAUACUUUUGUUCACUGCUUGUGCAAUUUUACAUAUAAAGAUCUAGUAAUUAAAGAAUUAAGAAUUAUAUUCUCUAAGUGAAAUAAUAAUAUAUAUACCAGGAGGUAGUGGUGUAUAUAGAGUGGCAAGGAGAGGUGUAUGUAGGACAAAGACAUUCAUAUUUACAAUGCGUACUAGUGGUUUGGUGUGUGUGUGCACACGCUUACAUAAUGUGUGUGUGCUUACCUGGUGUGUGUGUGUGUGUGUGUGUGUAUGUAUGUGCUUACCUGAUCUGUGUGUGUGUAUGCUUACUUAAUGUAAUUACCUAAGUGUAGUUACAGGAUGAGAACUACGCUUGUGGUGUCCCGUCUUCCUAGUACUCUUUGUCGUGUGUGUGUGCGUGAAUGUGUAUGGGAGAGAUAUGUAUGGAUGUACUGUAUACACAAGGACAACAGAGCCAAUGAUUGACAGCAUGUUGGUGUAAACAGAAGAUGAACAUUAAACUAUGUUGUUAAAAAAAAAAAAAGAGUACAUAGGAAUAUACAGUAUUACAAUUCAGAUUUAUAAGAACUGUUUAUGAAAGUGCAUUCUUUUGUAAGGCUUUUUAGUAUGCGCGGCUUCACAAGCAAGUUUUAAUAACGAUCACAUGCAGUUACGUUGUACAUUGAUUAUAUGCAGAUUAUAUUAUUUGCAGAUAGGAUACUUAAUGCUAGAAAAAGCUGAUUAAAUAUACAGAAAUGAAUUUUGAGUCAGUACUACAGUAAGUACAUAUUUAGGUGUUAUUUAUGGUAGUGAUCAUUUGGUGAAUAAAUGAGAAUUAUUACAUUAUAUACAGUGAUUAUAAACGGUUGGCAAAAGUAACAGCAACAGUAGUUAAACAUUUAGACUAAAGACUCGAUGGGUAGAAAUGCUAUGAAGAGUACAGUAGCAGACCUAUCGCUCGAAUUAACCACAAAAUAUAAAUUGGGUACAUCAUUACUACUCUUUUUAGAUUUGUUAAAGGGUAACAUUUUAUUGCAUUUUGGAGUCUAUUUUUACAAGUUAGAACUUGAUUUGCAUAGUGUUACUGCUGUGUUGAGUCAGACUGGGAACAUUGAGGUACUGUAUGUGGGAGUUCUGUUGAUAUAGAUAUAUCAACAUUUUAUAUACAGUAUUAUAUAAUAUAUCUAUAUAUUAUAAUAUUAUAUUUAUGUAUAUAAUAUUUAUAAUAAAAUAUAAUUAUAUUAUAUCUAUAAUUUUUUCUAGGCAAUAUUUAUCUGAAUAUCUAAAAAUUAAGUUCACACGCAAAUUGGUAACCGUAUGCAAUGAUUUUAUUCUGGUCCAGAGUUGUUAGCUAAUUGCUAAGUUUUAUUUCCAAAGAAUUAUACUUGUCCCAACAUUUCUCCAAAUCUGUACAGUUGUAUGAGUCGACAAAUUAUCUGGAUUGAUUUUC
Molecule: messenger RNA, 6307 nt
Organism: Procambarus clarkii (red swamp crayfish)
Lineage: Eukaryota; Metazoa; Arthropoda; Malacostraca; Decapoda; Cambaridae
Gene: HisT
Product: Histamine transporter
Biological process (GO): transmembrane transport; heme export
Cellular component (GO): membrane
Molecular function (GO): heme binding; heme transmembrane transporter activity
Source: RefSeq, a predicted model, not a curated record